Fusarium pseudograminearum CS3096 is the source of this 1443-nucleotide messenger RNA. RefSeq lists its product as uncharacterized. The record is from RefSeq and is a predicted model, not a curated record. Gene Ontology annotation, molecular function: FAD binding; proline dehydrogenase activity. Bases 1 to 1443 code for a protein of 480 amino acids. Gene Ontology annotation, cellular component: mitochondrion. NCBI's taxonomy places the organism in Eukaryota, Fungi, Ascomycota, Sordariomycetes, Hypocreales, Nectriaceae. The transcript has a single exon.
AUGAACCAUGUCUCUCGGCAGACGUUACGCGGAGUAACACGUCUCAAUUCAAGAUCAUUUCCGUUUUCAUACCACCAUCCAUAUCGACGCUGGAUGCACUCAUCAGAAUGCAGAAAUGUGAACUCCUCUCACCGUCGCAGUCACACUCUUGCGGAGCUGCGCCCUGUCCAGCCCAAGAGUGAAUCUCCCGCAAAGGGGGCGAAGAAGUCUCCUUUAUCGAUUUUACCACUUGGCAUGGUAAUUCGUUCUUUUCUCAUCACAUCGAUAUAUUCGUCUUUCAUACUUCAAGAUUUGUCCCUCCGCAUUCUCUGGGUUAUCGCCCACUCAGAUAAUGCUCUCCUCAAUCCGGAUAAGAAUUUCAUUCUCAACUUCCUGCUCAGAAAGUCCUUCUAUGCUCAAUUUUGCGCUGGCGAGACUCCUACCCAAGUACAACGUACCGUCAAACGCUUGAAAGACAUCGGUUUCGGGGGGGUUAUCUUGACGCACGCCAAAGAAGCUACCCAUGAGAAUGAAGCAGAGGCUGCUGCUAUCUCAGACCCAAGUGUGGAAACACCUCAUGAUGUCACGGCCGAUAUCAUACCUUGGGUCAACAGCAUCGUUGAGACUAUCAAUAUGGCUGACCCUGGUAACUAUGUUGCGCUCAAACUCUCUGGUGCUGGCCGUCUAGCAUUAUACAACUUGUCUCAGAACAGGAAUCCCUCUCCAUAUCUCUCAAAAUCCCUGGACGAGAUUUGCAACCUGGCCCAACAACGAGAUGUCAGUAUUCUCGUUGACGCCGAGCACGAUGCACAACAAGAGGGGAUUGACAGCUGGACCAUAAUUUACGCUCGCCGAUACAACACCAAUACUGCAAUAAUCUACGGGACCUACCAAGCGUACAGAAGAGUCACACCGACGACUAUAUCACGACAUCUUGCAGAAGCUCAGAAAGGCGGCUUUACUCUCGGUGUGAAACUUGUACGCGGAGCUUACCUCGGUUCUGACCCUCGGGAAUGCUUCUAUGAUACCAAGGCCGAGACAGAUAAUUGCUAUAAUGCAAUCUCCGAGUCUAUCCUUACUCGACAGUGGAGUCCAGUUGUCCGCGGGAACGGGAAUUUCCCAGAUACUCAUCUUGUUCUGGCUACCCACAAUGCCGAGUCUGUACACAAAGCCCGUGCUAUCUGCAACAGGGGUGAGGCCAAGUCGGGCAUUGUCUUUGCUCAGUUACAGGGCAUGGCUGAUGAGCUCGGAUGCGAGCUCAUACAAGCUGGCGCUGGUGGUUCCCCAGUUGCUUUGCCGGCGUAUAAAUAUCUUGUUUGGGGAAGUACUUCGGAGUGUAUGAAGUAUCUUUUACGGCGUGCGUAUGAGAAUCGGGAUGCUGUUCAACGUACGCACAGUGGUCGCAAAGCUUUGUGGUCUGAGCUUGUUCGGAGGUUCAAGCUAGCUCUGUCCCUUCCACACUGA